Molecule: messenger RNA, 1575 nt
Organism: Chrysoperla carnea
Lineage: Eukaryota; Metazoa; Arthropoda; Insecta; Neuroptera; Chrysopidae
Gene: Arr2
Product: arrestin homolog
Exons: 5
Coding region: 142-1341 (399 amino acids)
Biological process (GO): G protein-coupled receptor internalization; signal transduction
Cellular component (GO): cytoplasm
Molecular function (GO): G protein-coupled receptor binding
Source: RefSeq, a predicted model, not a curated record
CAACACUCAGACUAAACUCAGUGAGCUUCACAGAAACUGUAUAAUAUAAAACUUGUGCAUAACAAACUCAACUUAUUUCAAUUACAUUGCUUGGUUCUUUUUUUGUAACACCAAUUGUUAAAACAAACCGUUUAGCCGGAUAUGGUUGUAGCUGUUAAAGUAUUCAAAAAAACAACACCAAAUGGUAAAGUCACCAUCUACUUGGGCAAACGUGAUUUCAUUGAUCAUUUAGAUCAUUGCGAUCCCGUUGACGGGAUUGUAGUAGUCGAUAAUGAUUACUUAAAGGGGCGCAAGGUAUAUGGUCAGUUAGUGACCACAUACCGAUAUGGACGAGAAGAAGAUGAAGUUAUGGGGGUCAAAUUCAGCAAAGAGAUGGUUUUGGCCCGGGAACAAAUUGUUCCAUUGAAGAAACAAAAGAUGGAAUUGACCCCCAUCCAAGAACGUUUGUUGAAAAAAAUUGGUGCUACCGCUUAUCCAUUUACCUUCUACUUCCCAGAAAUGGCACCAUCCUCAAUCACCCUCCAAGCUGGUGGGGAUGAUAAUGGAAAACCACUUGGAGUGGAAUAUGCCAUUAAAGUUUACGUGGGAGAGAACGAAGAUGACAAGGGGCAUAAACGUAGUUCCCUCAAUCUAAUUAUCAAAAAGUUGCAAUACGCACCACCAUCUCGUGGACGUCGCCUUCCAAGUGCAUUAGUUAGUAAAGGAUUCACAUUUAGCUCAGGAAAAAUUAAUUUGGAAGCCACUUUAGAUAAAGAAAUUUAUUAUCAUGGCGAAAAAAUAGCUGCUAAUGUGAUAAUCACUAACAAUUCACGAAAAUCUGUUCGUAAUUUGAAAUUGUACGUUGUACAACAUUGCGAAGUGACAAUGGUCAACGCGCAAUUCUCUAAGUACAUUGCGAGCUUAGAAACACGUGAAGGAUGUCCAAUUACACCAGGAGCAUCAUUCAGCAAAGUUUUUUAUGUAACUCCAUCACUAGCUAGCAACAAAGAACGUAGCGGAGUUGCACUUGACGGAUUCCUUAAAGAGGACGAUGUGAACUUAGCUAGCUCCACUUUAGUAGCCGAAGGCAAGUGUCCAGCUGAGGCUAUGGGUAUCGUUAUUUCAUACUCUGUACGUGUGAAAGCUAAUUGCGGUACUUUGGGUGGUGAAUUAGUCACAGAUGUGCCUUUCAAACUAUUGCAUCCAGCACCUGGCUCUAUUGAACGUGAGAAGGCUAAUGCUUUGAAAAAACAAAAAACAAUUGAUCGUAUCCGCUACGAAAACAAUUGCUAUGCAACUGACGAUGACGAAAAUAUUGUUUUCGAAGAUUUCGCUCGACUUCGUCUCAACGAACCAGAGUAAACAAAUGGACCUGACGGACCAUUGAAAAAAAAAAUGAAAAAAAUACAAAAAAAUUAGAAAAAAAAAAUCUUAGAAAAAUCACAAAAAAAAUAUGCGUAACCAAGAAAGUAAUUGAAAUAAGAAUGAGUUUGUCACCAUAAAUAAUGAAUUUAUAAAUAUUUCUAAAACGUGUAAGGGGUGGAUUUUUGGAUUCUGUAGAAAACAUUUUUGGAAGUAUUUAUUUAUUUUCCAGAA